UCAAAACAAUAGAAUUUACUCAGCGAGGAAAAAUGCCACUGUCCUUCUUAAAAUGAUUUUGGUGUGUGGUGUCUUUCUCCCAUUUAGAUCACAUGAAUGUCAGCGGUUAAAUUAUUGAAAAGCUGAGCUUCCUGAUUCAAACUUUUCCUGCCAUGUCUAUCAGAUGUUGGACAUUGCACAGUUGUUUUAUCUUGUUGACUAGGUGACCCAGGGCUAUGGUUGAUGCAUAGCCUUACGUUUCCCUGGUUAUUGAAGUUCUGGUUGUACAGUCGACUUAGGGAUUAGGUAACGGAUUUACGAGUUCCACUUGACGGCUUCGCAUAGGAAGUUCUACAGUAUGAGGCGUGGGGAAGGGCCGAAGGUGGAACUGCGGUUCCUAAUAUCGACCAAAGCAGCUGGUGUAAUAAUAGGGAAAGGGGGUGAAAAUAUUAAAAAAAUUCGCGAGGAGGUAAUUGUUUACUUGUAUAUUGUUCGCCCUUCUCCCCUCUAACUUUCUAAGUCCUAACUUGUGAGUGUAUUUUCUCUUUCAUUUCUUCUGGUUUUGCCCCACUCUUGGCCCGUCCGAAUACCAAUGUGUCCAAACCAAUGGUUCGUAACCCACCCUACCCUGCCCCGUAUUGCCCAUCUGCUUUUCGCACCACUCACUAAUCCGGUCCACUCCCGGUGGGUCAUUUCUUACUCUUUUGUUUGUACUACUAGUAUUCCGUUAAAGUUACCAUCCCCGAUAGCAAUGGCCCUGAGAGGUAUAUUCUCAUGUCCAAAAAAAUUUCUUAACCUAUUAUAAUCUAAUAUUUUUCUAUCUAAAGGGUCUUGGUUCUGGAUGGCGAUCUCGGUUCAGUCAUCGAAAUAUUCAGAGAAAAUCUUGAGAAGAUGCAAAGUAACCGCGAUGACGGAGUUGAUUUACGUUUACUUGUACAUCAAAGCCAGGCUGGAUGUGUUAUUGGAAGGGCUGGAUAUAAAAUCAAAGAAUUACGAGAGCAAUCAGGUCUUCAUACUCUCAAAGUUUAUCAGAUGCUGUGUCCAUGCUCUACAGACAGAGUGAUUCAAUUGGUUGGUGAUGUGGGGAAAGUACUUGAUUGUCUCCGUUCUAUAGCUGAACUUCUUGAGGGUGCCCCACCUAAGGGCUCUCGCCAGAAUUACGACGCACGAAAUGCAGAUGAAUUUAUUUCUCUUGAGUAUGGAGGCUGGGGAGUAGGCAAUCAAGGUCCUGGAUUAAAUUUGGUCCGUGGUAGGAACAAUGUUGCGAAUACGAGUUACCCCCAUAACAAUAUACUUACAACUGGGAUUUUCGGCGGGGGUGCUUCCGGAGUAACAGGACGCAAUGGUGGGCAAACGACCUCUGUUAGUCAAGCACUAGCUGGAGGUCUUCCUCAUGCAUCAGCAGCAGCCAUGCUUGCUGCGACUGGUGGUCAGACAACUGGCGGACACAACCCUGGUACGGCAGGAGAUGCUGCUGCUGCUACGGCUGCAGCAAUGGUAGCCGCGGGAUUCAUGAGGGGGUUACCCAGCCGUAUGGCCAUGAGUAUAUUAACUCCGACUACUAGCACUCAGGUCUCUGUGAGCAACAAGGUUAGUGUAAUUAAAUUCUGUUGUAAUCCUUUUUAUGCUUUACACUUCUAAGUGUUAAUUCUGUUUUUCUAAUUAAGAUGAUAGGUGCGAUCAUGGGUAGAUCCGGUUGUCGCAUAAAUCAAGUUCGUCAUGAGUCAAAUGCAGAUAUUAAAAUCAGUAAACAGGAACCCGGUGUUGAAGAUCGUAUUAUUACAAUAACUGGAACUCCUGAACAAAUUCAAAACGCUCAAUUUCUUCUUCAAAUGUGCGUUAAACGAUAUGGUGAUCAAAU
This is a messenger RNA of Schistosoma bovis, 1840 nucleotides long. The record is from the annotation of a GenBank genome assembly. Lineage: Eukaryota; Metazoa; Platyhelminthes; Trematoda; Strigeidida; Schistosomatidae.